CUCACAGUAACAACUGCAGAAGCAAACCUUAAAAGUUGUCAAUAAAUCUAGUGGCGGGAGGAAUGGCAGAACUAGGGGCUAUCCCAUACUCACGUCUUGUUGUACCCGCACUUCUUGUGGUUGGCUGGAUUGUGGGUUGUGUGUUAAUGGUUUACAUAGUCUUCUCUUGAUAAAAGAAAGAAGAUUUCAUAAUGACCUUGACUGGAAGAACCCAGAAGUUAAAUGGCACUGUACAAGU
This is a messenger RNA of Gopherus evgoodei (Goodes thornscrub tortoise), 238 nucleotides long. RefSeq names its product small transmembrane regulator of ion transport 1 (gene STRIT1). Lineage: Eukaryota; Metazoa; Chordata; Testudines; Testudinidae. The record is from RefSeq and is a predicted model, not a curated record. Gene Ontology annotation, biological process: regulation of ATPase-coupled calcium transmembrane transporter activity; regulation of slow-twitch skeletal muscle fiber contraction. The transcript is spliced from 3 exons. The coding region runs from base 63 to 170 and encodes 35 amino acids.